Molecule: messenger RNA, 3197 nt
Organism: Phymastichus coffea
Lineage: Eukaryota; Metazoa; Arthropoda; Insecta; Hymenoptera; Eulophidae
Product: probable ATP-dependent RNA helicase DDX20
Exons: 6
Coding region: 169-3156 (995 amino acids)
Biological process (GO): spliceosomal snRNP assembly
Cellular component (GO): SMN complex
Molecular function (GO): RNA helicase activity; ATP binding; RNA binding
Source: RefSeq, a predicted model, not a curated record
GAGAGGCAUGAAAAGCUCUGGCUAUAUAUACACUAUGUAUAUAGUCUCAUGAGUUAAUGUGUCACGAAAUCAAAAUAUAACCUGAAAAUACCGACAUGCCGGUCAUGAAGGUUUACAGUGUAAAUAAGUAAUAUUUAUUAAUCAGGUAUUUAUUGAGUUAAAUAUAAAAUGUCGCUUUCAAUAGCUCAUGAUUUAUCCGCUAAAGAACGAACAAGUGAUAUAGAAGUAGAACAAAAUGAGACUUUUUCUCAAAUGGGCUUGUCACAAACAAUUUUAGAUGGCCUUUCAAGUUGUGGUUUUUUAAUACCAUCGCCAAUUCAAUUAAAAUCUAUUCCAUUAGGACGUUUAGGAUUUGAUUUAAUUGUACGAGCAAAAUCUGGUACAGGAAAAACGGUAGUUUUUGGUGUCAUAGCAUUAGAAGGAAUUAAUAUUGAAAUAAAAUCAGUUCAAGUAAUUAUUGUAGCACCCACAAGAGAAAUAGCCAUACAAAUUAAAGAAGUUAUAUCAGCAAUUGGAUGUAAAAUGAAAGAUUUGAAAGUAGAAUAUUUUAUUGGUGGUACUUCAUUAGAUGUUGAUAAAAAAAAGAUUACAUCUUGUCAUAUAGCCAUUGGAGCUCCUGGCAGAUUAAAACAUUUAAUUGAUAAAAAUUAUUUAAAAAUAGAUCAUGUGCACUGUUUUGUAUUGGAUGAAGCUGACAAAUUAUUAGAAAAAAAUUUUCAAGCUGAUAUUAAUUAUAUAUUCUGCAAACUCCCAUAUAAUAAGCAAGUAAUAUCAUCUAGUGCUACAUACCCUGGAGAUCUAGAGAUAUUUUUAAAAUCCUACAUGCAAUCUCCAAUGUUGUCUUCGACAGACAAUGAUGGUCCUAUACUAAUAGGAUUAAAACAGUUUGUUUCAAUUGUUCCCUUUCAUCCUAAUACAAUGAGACAGAUACAAAUAAAAGUGGAAAAAUUGAUAGAAAUUUUCAAAAAAGUUCCAUUUAAGCAGUGUCUUGUGUUUACUAACUUUCAAACUAGAACUCAAUCUAUUUGUAAUAAAGUAACAUCAAUGGGAUAUCCUGCAAUUUAUAUUGUUGGAAAUCAAGAAAUGAAUGAAAGAAUAAAUUCAAUUGAAAAGUUAAAAAAUUUUAAAUGUCGAAUUUUAUUUACAACAGAUUUAAUAGCUAGAGGUAUAGAUGCAGAAAAUGUUAAUUUAAUUAUUAAUAUAGAUAUACCUGAUGAUAGUGCAACAUACCUUCAUCGAAUAGGGAGAGCAGGUAGAUAUGGCUCUCGAGGUAUAUCAAUCAAUAUUAUUUCAGAAAAAGAAUUAUCUACUUUUCAAAAUCUUUUAUUGUCAGUUGGUGGAGAAAAUUUUUCCAUCAUGAAACUUUCAGAAAAUAUUUCUGAAAAUAUUUGGAAUGAAGAUGAAAGUUCAUUUGAUAGAAUACAAGCGACUCAAACUACAGUUAUUACUAACACAGAAUUUGAAAAAAAUAUUAUGGAGUCAGUUAAUGGAGUUCCUAUAGAACCACUGAAUCCAAAAACUAACUUAAAUAUUGAUAUAAAGAAACCUAUAAGUAAGAUAAAAGAAAAGCCAAUGAAAUCUUUUGUUGACAAAUUAUCAAAAGCAAUUGAGAAUUUAAAUCUGAAAGUGGAUUGUAUCAAACAUGAAAGUAAUGUGUCACUUCCAUCACAUGCUGCAUCAAAAUUUAAUAUAAGAACCUUUCAAAUUAAUAAGUCUAUUAAUCCAUCAGAUAUGGAAAAGUUAAAUGAAAAUAGAAUGUUUAUCCUAAAUUUAAAGAAAGUGCCACAGAAUCAAAUAUCAGAAACUAAGUUCCAAAGUGUAAAGAAUUUUUUAACAGUAAAUUUUGUUAAAAACUCAAAUCUUUGUAACUCAUUUCCAACAAUUAAUAAAAUUAAUUUAAACACUUCUUUAAAACAUCACACUGUAGAUAUUGAAAAAAUAAUUGAAAAUAGUGAAAAGCACUUUAAUUCAGUAUUGUUUGAAACUGAAGAUUUCCAAACUCUUUUAAAAAUUGAAACAAAUUGCAAAAGUAGACCUUCUAAUUUUAAUGAUCCUGAAGAACUUAUUCUGUAUGAAGCAUCGUGCUGGAAAAGAAAAUUGACUCAUGAAAUGAUGAUGUUGAUGCCUUUUUUACCAGAUGAUAUGCAUGUAACAGAAUGUACUCAGAAUUUUUAUGCUGCACUGUAUCAUUUUUAUAAUAUUCAAAAGAAAGCUCUUUUAUGCAUAUACCCAGAAAUUCGAAAUGACAGUGAAAUAAAAGAUACAUACCUAUUUUGUGAAAUUAAGCAAAAUAUAAACUUAUUAAAAAUGUAUCAACAAAUUGAAGAUUUCAAAAAUUUGCAUCGUUCUCAAAAAGGUAAAUUUAAUUCAUAUUUUCCUUAUCCAAUAGAUAUUUCUAAACCACUUCCAAAUUUGAUGAUUACCGAUAAUGAAAUCGGAAGAUAUAAAGCAGCUAUUGAAUAUUUAAGAUGUAACUACGAAACUUAUGAAGCAUGGUUAGAUACUAGAUAUAUUUUAACUACCAUUGACAAUGAAAUAAAAGAAAAAAUAAUUGAAAAAUUGAAAAGUAGUAAACAAACUAAUAAAACUGAACUAUUGUCAAUCAUUGCUGAAAUAAAUGAAAAUUUAUUAAAGUUUAAUGAUACAGAAUCAGAUGAUGAUUGUUCUACUGAAACCUACCAUUUUCAAUUGAAAAAAUAUAAUUGUGAAGAGAAAGAUAAAAAUAAUAAGUACAUUCCUCUAAUAGGAAACAACUGCUCAGUCAAUGACCAAAAACAAAAUGUUUUUAAUUGUUUAAAUGGAACAUGCAAUGGAGAUAAUACUUUACAUGUUAAAAAUACUGAUACAGAGAUAGAUCAUUCAGAUUCUGAUAGUCAUUGUGACUCACAGACUACAAACAUAAACUUGAAUUUCCAAGAUACGAAUAUCGCAACAUCAAAUUAUUUAAAUAGAACGCGGGCCAAUAGUGAUUAUAGUCCAUUUGAACCUUCAUUGUCUACAAAUCUCAUAGAUCAUCAAAUAAAUUACAGAGCCGUGAACAAUAAUUCACACCUUAAUGCAAUUCAUGAAUUAGAACAUUAUUUCAGAUAUGUCAGAUUGCAAACUAAUCAGAUACAUUUACAAGAAUAUUUAUAUCAAAUGUUACAUUCAGAUUGAUAUUAUAUAUAAAUCAUCAAUUUUAUAAUUUACUAAAGAAA